AUGUCGAAGUACGUCAACACACAAAUCGUCAACCAGGAGGUCCUCGACAAGACAAUCGAGCUUUGCAAGCAACGCAACAUCAUCCUCCCAACAUUCGACCAGCUCGCUCAUCCAGAGAAAGUUCCACCAAAGAUCGUUGAGAAGCUGAAGACAAUCGGCCUUUGGGAUGUUGAUCCACUCAACCUCUUCCGCAUCUCAUGGCAUAACGAUAUCAAGACAGGCGGCUACGGCAAGGUCAACGCAAUCGAAAUCCCAACAGUCCUUUCUGGCGUCAAGGCCCCAAUCUACGUCCUUAUCGGCAAGCGCUUCCCAACAGGCUGCCACAAGGUCGGCGCUACAUACGGCCCACUCGUUUCCCGCCUUAUCCGUGGUGAUUUCGACCCAACAGCUCAAAAGGCUCUCUGGCCAUCAACAGGCAACUAUUGCCGUGGCGGUGCUUUCAACUCCCGCCUUCUUGGCUGCACAGCCAUCGCUGUCCUCCCAGAACAAAUGUCCCAGGAGAGAUUCAACUGGCUCAAGGAGAUCGGCGCUGAAGUUUACGCCACACCAGGCUGCGAAUCCAACGUCAAGGAGAUCUUCGACAAGGCUGGUGCCCUCACAAAGGAAGGCGCUGGCAAGGUUGUCAACCUCAACCAGUUCGAAGAGUUCGCUAACCCAAUCUUCCACUACCACGUUACAGGCCCAGCCAUGGAGGAAGUCUUCAACGACCACAAGAAGGAAGGCUCCCGCCUUGCUGGUGUUUGCCUCAACCAGGGCUCUGCUGGCACACUUGCUUCCGGCAUGUACCUCCACAAGAAGUAUCCACACAUGAAGUUAGGCUGCUCAGAAGCUCUUCAGUGCCCAACACUUCUUGUCAACGGUUUCGGUGACCACAGAAUCGAAGGCAUUGGUGACAAGCACGUUCCAUGGGUCUUGAACGCCAAGGAUCAGGAUGUUGUUCUCGGCAUCGAUGAUGAGGCUUGCAUGCAGAUGCUCAGAGUCUUCAACACACCAGAAGGCAAGAAGGUUCUCAAGGAACACGGCGUUACCGAUGAACUCAUCGAAGACCUCGCCAACCUUGGUAUCUCUGGCAUUGCUAACAUCCUUGGUUGCAUCAAGAUGGCCAAGUACUUCGAAUUCACAGAGAAGGACAUGAUGUUCACAGUCGCUACAGACUCUGCUGUCAUGUACCAGUCCAGACUCAAGGAACUCGAGGAGAAGCACGGCAAGUACACAGAAUGCCAGGCUUACGCUGACUGGUUCAGAUACAUACUCGGCGCUUCAACAGACCACGUCGAAGAGCUCACAUACGCUACACGCAAGAGAAUCCACAACCUCAAGUACUACACAUGGAUCGAACAACAGGGUAAGACACUCGAGGAACUCAACGCUCAGUGGUACUGCGACUGCUAUUGGGAUGCUCAGAUGAACGCUGCCAUCGAGUACGACAAGUUAAUCGUUGCUUUCAACGAGAAGACUGGCCUCCUCAAACAAUACGAGUAA
Trichomonas vaginalis G3 is the source of this 1482-nucleotide messenger RNA. Its product is annotated as cysteine biosynthetic process from serine. Gene Ontology annotation, cellular component: cytoplasm. The transcript has a single exon. The coding region runs from base 1 to 1482 and encodes 493 amino acids. The record is from RefSeq and is a predicted model, not a curated record. NCBI's taxonomy places the organism in Eukaryota, Parabasalia, Trichomonadida, Trichomonadidae. Gene Ontology annotation, biological process: L-cysteine biosynthetic process.